Messenger RNA from Chenopodium quinoa (quinoa), 1595 nucleotides. RefSeq lists its product as uncharacterized. The transcript has 7 exons. NCBI's taxonomy places the organism in Eukaryota, Viridiplantae, Streptophyta, Magnoliopsida, Caryophyllales, Amaranthaceae. Bases 113 to 1396 code for a protein of 427 amino acids. The record is from RefSeq and is a predicted model, not a curated record.
CUUCUCAACAACAUCCAGUUCCUACACUCCCAUUCAAAGGAAGCAGCAAGAACAGCAAUUGGAUUCAACAAAGGCAUCUGUGAAGAAAAGAGCGUUCUGUUCUCCUGGCUCAAUGUUAGCCUACCUCGAGUUUCGGAAACGACAAAAGGAUGAAGCGCUGAUGAUGAGCAGUGAGGUGCAUGAAAAAGGGCAAAAUUAUGAUGAUGAGCAGCUGAAUGAGACCGAUUGUGCUCUUCAGUUCGAUUGUGAGGGCAAUGAAGCAGCGGAACGAGCAUUUAUGGCACAGUUUGGAAUGGAAGAAACAUCAAGUGAAUUGUCCUCCAAAAGUAAAAAACAUCGAGGUCGAACAAUGCUCCACAGGGUUCACGCACGUUCAAGAGAGGAGCGUCCUGUGAUUGUUCUGAACUCAUUAGGUCAGCCAGUUGGACCUACUAAGGAGAUUGUGCAAGAGUUCAAGUUUUUUCUGGGAACGGUGGCAAGGGAUUCCGAACUUGCACCGCUUAACUACAGAAAUUUUCCUAGCCUACCGACACUUGAUAAGAUAUUGGAUUAUGUCCAGGAGAAGUAUAUGGUCCCCCAUGCCGGGUUAAAUUGGGUGAUGGAUGCUGUAAAUAGUUGUUGGAAAUAUUAUAAAUGCCAAAUCAAGAAGAAACACUUCUAUGCAUAUGAUACGGAUGAUUUAAGGUGGGAACAUAAACCAGAUACAAUCUCCGAUCAGAUGUUCCUAGAUCUUCUACAAUAUUGGCAUACCGAUGAGGCGAAGGCAAUUAGCCAAAGCAACAAAAGCAAUCGUCUAAUGUUAGAUGAUAUGCACACUUUGGGACGCAAAUCAUAUGCUAUUUUACGCCAUGAGUUGCAACAACAAGAUCCCGACAAGAAAGAACCUUCUCAAGCAAAGGUUUACAAGGAAUCAAGAAAAAGAAGAGCUGAAAGGACAUACAUUAGCAGCUUUGAAAAAGCAAAAGAGAAUAUUGACAAAAUUGAUGCUUUGGAGUCAGCACAAUCACAAGAAGAUGGUAAUGUAUGCAAUGACCCUUACAGUGAAGUGAUUCCACCUCCUAAACGCAAAAGUCGUUUGCAUCUAUAUGGCUCGGGUGUGAAGAAGAGUGAUUUGAAGAACAAAGAUACAAAGUCAAAUUACAUACUCCCGGAGGAAUCCCUGGUAGACAUAAAAACACAAUUAGUCCAAGAAAUUGCACCUACCAUCACCGCUGCAGUUUUGGAUUCGAUUCGCGAGGUGAACCCCGGGAUUAAUCUUGUGGUUCCUAGUACUCUGCAGCAAUUGACUCCGCAUGAUGCAUCUAGUGCACCAAAUCGAAAUACUGCCCAAAGUGGACAAUCUUCAAAAUCAUUUAAUCAGGUGGUUGAUGACGAUGAGCUACCCCGGGAUGAAUGAAGUAAGGACUAAUGUUGAUUUUAUGUAUCUAUUGCAACUUCUAGAGAGCUUUCAAAUUAAACGUUUGUUAAUUAAUUAGCUAGUGAACUUUCAUUUAUAAUUAGUUAGUAUUGACACUUCAUUUACUUUUGUAAUGCAACGAAUAUAUAUUAUAUGUACUUCGUUUAUUUUGUAAUGCAACGAAGAUAUAUUAUAUGUA